AACAAGCAAAACAAUGAUGGUGAAAAUUCAAAGUUCAAUAUGUUUUUCCAUCUUCAUCUUCAUCAUCCUUCUCCUCUCUGAUCAGUCCAUUUGGGCUGUCUCCGGCGCCAUCCGGUGCCACCCGCAGGACAUGAAAGUUCUUCUAAAGAUCAAGAAUGACCUCGGCAAUCCUUAUGUUUUAACUUGUUGGAAUCCCCAAAUCGUAAAGGAUUGCUGUGACUGGUGUAGUAUAUACUGUGAUUUGGAAACCAACCGUAUCACCGGACUCUUCAUUUCCAAUAGCAACCUCUCCGCUCAGAUCCCUCUCUCCGUCGUUGACCUUCCCUACCUCGACAACCUUAGAUUCCACAAACUACCAAAUCUUAUCGGCAACAUUCCCCACAUCAUCACUAACCUCACCCACCUCAAAUAUCUCGACAUCAGCUGGACCAAUAUCUCCGGUCCAAUCCCAGAUUUCCUUAGCCAGCUUAACAAUCUCAACGACCUCGAUUUAUCUUUUAAUAAUCUAACCGGUACGAUCCCUUCUUCCCUAUCGGAACUCUCAAACCUAACCUAUCUCAACCUCCACGGGAACAAGCUCACCGGCUCCAUCCCAGAUUCAUUUGGAAAUUUCAAAGGAAAUCCCUCCCCCUACCUAAUUCUUUCCCACAAUCAACUCACCGGAAACGUCCCUAAAUCUCUAGCAGACUUGAAAUUCCCCGUUCUUGAUCUCUCUCGAAAUAACCUCCAAGGUGAUAUUUCCUUCUUCUUCGCACCCGACAAGGAUCUUCAAAGUCAUGAUUUCUCCAGGAACAUGUUUGAAUUCGAUCUCUCCAAGGUUGUUUUCCCCAAUACCCUUACUUCGCUAGACCUUAACCACAACAAAAUCUAUGGGAGCCUCCCGCAAGGACUCACUUCCUUGAACCUAGAAUAUCUGAAUGUGAGCUACAAUCGCCUCUGCGGUGAGAUUCCGGUAGGAGGUAAUUUGCAGACCUUUGAAACCACCUCAUAUUUCCAUAAUCGAUGCUUGUGCGGGGCUCCAUUGCCGCCAUGCAAACUGUAAUUAGAUCGAUUCGAUUUCGGAUGGAAUUAAUUACAUAUCAUCAAAUCUUAAUGUUGUUGUU
This is a messenger RNA of Impatiens glandulifera, 1103 nucleotides long. Its product is annotated as polygalacturonase inhibitor-like. The transcript has a single exon. Lineage: Eukaryota; Viridiplantae; Streptophyta; Magnoliopsida; Ericales; Balsaminaceae. The record is from RefSeq and is a predicted model, not a curated record. The coding region runs from base 14 to 1042 and encodes 342 amino acids. Gene Ontology annotation, molecular function: protein binding.